UAUAACAUUUUUAAUUCCUAUUCACAAUUAGGUUUUGUACCUCAGUGCACUUGGGAAUAAUAAGGCAGACACUGGUUUGAGAUUUUUUAUGGAGAGUGUGCAAAAACAUGGGUGGCCAUCAACAGUACGCGGUGACCAAGGGGUAGAGAAUGUGGAGAUUGCAAGUUCCAUGUUCACUGUACGAGGAACCGGUCGCGGCAGCUUUAUAGCUGGAAAAAGCGUACACAACCAAAGAGUGGAACGACUGUGGAGAGAUGUGUGGACAUCUGUAACAUCUCAGUACUACAAUGUGCUUCACACCUUGGAGGAAGAGCGGUUUGUAGACCUGUCUAAUGCUGUUCACCUCUUCUGCCUUGGGUACAUUUUCAUUCCACGUCUACAAGCAGACGUUCAAAACUUUGUGGAGACAUGGAAUUGUCAUCCCUUGAGGACCGAGGGAAACAUGAGCCCUAAUCAGCUUUGGACAAUUGGGAGGCUGCAAGUACCAGAGCAAGAGCCAGAUCUGUCUGAGAUUGAACUCUUGCAUGACCAUGAAGCUUGUGGUGCUGAUCCAGAACGUGGAGUCGUAGUACCAGAAACUGCAUGCCCCUUGUCAGCUGAGGCUCUUGCUGCCUUACAAGUUAUAAAUCCCACCACAGAUUCCUCUUCUCUUGGGCGGUAUCUCUAUAUACAUGCCCUUCAAUUGGUGUCAUUCUUUGAGUAGGUGCUAUAAGCAGCUUACAAAAGAUAUAAUUUUUAUUGUAGUUCUCCAAUAAAUAUCUCCAUGCUUCUUAGAAUGUUUAGUUUGUGCUUGUACCAGCAUGUCAGUCUGGAGCUAGGAGGCUCCAACUCACAAGACUUGUGUCUUAUCUGUGACAUUUUCCUUUGUUCUGGUAAUAAACUGACAGUCAUUGAUGGAGAUCUGGAGAAACUAGUUGUUUUUAAUGCCCACUGGGUUAUGGGGUGUAAUGAUACGCCAGAUUCACAGUUCGGUUAAAGUCUUUGCUCGGUACU
Messenger RNA from Melanotaenia boesemani (Boeseman's rainbowfish), 993 nucleotides. RefSeq lists its product as uncharacterized. The coding region runs from base 89 to 703 and encodes 204 amino acids. The record is from RefSeq and is a predicted model, not a curated record. The transcript has 5 exons. NCBI's taxonomy places the organism in Eukaryota, Metazoa, Chordata, Actinopteri, Atheriniformes, Melanotaeniidae.